Messenger RNA from Monopterus albus (swamp eel), 6399 nucleotides. RefSeq names its product tensin-2-like. Lineage: Eukaryota; Metazoa; Chordata; Actinopteri; Synbranchiformes; Synbranchidae. Gene Ontology annotation, biological process: peptidyl-tyrosine dephosphorylation. Gene Ontology annotation, molecular function: protein binding; protein tyrosine phosphatase activity. Gene Ontology annotation, cellular component: focal adhesion. Bases 254 to 4819 code for a protein of 1521 amino acids. The transcript is spliced from 26 exons. The record is from RefSeq and is a predicted model, not a curated record.
CACUAAGCCGGGUUGUAAGAGGAGAGGAGGGGAGUCGUAUGGGGUGGAUUCAAGGCAGGAUAAGCUGUCAAAGCUGCAAGAAGUCAUGUUGGACAGGAAGAUGUUAGCAGUCACAGAAACAUAAAAAGGCCCUCCAAAACCUGAAGCACUGAGAGGUGGGAAAGAAGAGGGAGCUUCUGGAGUAAAGCAUUUGUUCUGAGGGAGCGGAUAAGAACUGAAGAGAUACAAAGCAAGGGAGGUGUCUGCUGGAAGUAUGGGGUGCAUCCACAGCACGGGCACUGAUGGGAUGAGGAAACGUGGACUUAACAGUGGCACAGGAGGAAUCCCCAUAAAGGUAGACCCUGAGGUGCAUCCUGAAAUCCUUCACCUCACUGAGCUCGCCAAAGCUGGGAGCCACACCUUCACAGAGAAGAGCUUCAAGAGGAAAGGAAUAUGUGAUGUGUGCGAGCAGAACAUCGACAACCCCGGGGCUUUGUGCAAGGCAUGCAAGGUUGCAGUUCACAAGGCAUGUGAAGCCAAGAACGGUUCCACUAAAUCUGCAUCACAGAAGAAGAGGGGCUCCAUACAAAGGAAUAAAAGUGUGGAACAAGUGAUGGAGCAUGUGAUGGAGCACCACUAUGACUUUGACCUCACCUACAUCACAGAGAGGAUCAUCUCUGUCUUCUUCCUGCCUGACCUGGAGGAACAGCGAUACCGCAGAAACCUACAGGAAGUGGCCUCCAUGCUAAAAUCCAAGCACCAAGACAAAUUUCUGCUUCUAAAUCUAUCAGAGAAAAGGCACGAUAUCACCAGACUUAAUCCAAAGGUGCAGGACUACGGCUGGCCUGAUCUUCACGCUCCACCCUUGGACAGGAUUUGUGCCAUGUGUAAAGCCAUGGAGAUCUGGCUGACCUCUGACCCCAACAACGUAGUGGUCCUCCACUGCAAGGGAAACAAAGGGAAGACUGGGGUCAUUGUGGCAUCAUACAUGCACUACAGCAAAAUAUCAUCUGGAGCAGAUCAGGCUCUCACCACACUGGCCAUGAGGAAGUUCUGUGAAGACAAAGUCUCCUCCUCCCUACAGCCCUCUCAGAACAGGUACAUCUACUACUUUGGUGGUUUGCUGUCAGGCACCAUCAAAAUGAACAGCGGUCCACUUUUCCUCCACCAGAUCCUCAUUCCCUCGCUACCAAACUUCCAGGCUGGGGGAGGUUUCUAUCCUUUUCUGAAAAUCUACCAGUCUCUGCAGCUGGUCUACACUUCAGGUGUCUAUGAUCCCCAGAGCUCCAGAGCGAGGAAGCUAUGUGUGACUAUGGAGCCAGCUCUAUUAUUGAAGGGGGACAUUAUGUUAAAGUGCUACCACAGGCGCGGUCAGACAGCAGAAAGGGAGGUGGUCUUUAGAGUCCAGUUCCACACCUGUACUGUUCAUGGAGCCCAGCUGUGGUUUCGCAAGACUGAACUGGACCUGGCCUGUACAGAUGACAGGUUCCCUCCUGACGCUACAGUUGAGUUUAUCUUCUCCAAUGGACCUGAAAAAAUGAAAGGUCGAGAAUACUGCAAGAAUGAUGCCUCUAUCAAAGUGGACUUCAACACUUCAGAUCCCGUAGUCAGAUGGGAUUCCUAUGAGAACUUCAAUCUCCAUCAUCAAGACAGCAUGGAAAGUAUCUCUCAUACACGGGGCCCUCUGGAUGGCAGCCUGUAUGCACAGGUGAGGAAGCGAUGUGGGCCAGGCUCCACUGCCUCAGCAGCAUCGCCCAAUGGAUCCCUUACUGGCAGCCCAACAGUGAAACCCCAAACUUCCAGUCAGCCCCAGUCUCUCUCCAACACCCCUGACUCCAGCCGCUCCCCAGUACCUUCUGAUCACCUCAAAGAUGCUUCUCUAUCCAUAAACUGCCAUGAGAGAGAAAGCACUGACUGCCUGUUGAGGAGAGGAGAAAGAGAAGAUGGAGCAAUAGGGAAAACAACAGAGAAAGAAAAGGACAGAGAGACAGCAAUUUUAGAUGACGGAGACCCAUCAGGUCCAGGAGGUUUGAGGCAUGGGCACUCGUGUUGCAGCCGAGCAGGCAUAAAGUGCACCGGUGUGGGAUGGGAGAGCGAGAGAGAACCCUGUCUUUGUAAUGGUCACUGUCUUGGACGUUGUAACAGCACUAAAAAACAUCCAAAAAGCCAAACUCUGCCCACUAUACCAUCCAAAUCUGUGUCCCCUCCACUUCAUUCAACUUAUAUGGAACUCUGCCACCGCCAUAGUGCUCGUCGUUUACCAGAGUUACCAUGGGAACAUCCACCCGCACCUCCACCUUGUAUCCACAGGCCAUGCUACCCUUAUUCCACUCUUGAACACCCACACCCACACAGUCACACCCUCCCAGCCUCAAACAGACUCUAUAGUGGGGAAGAGUGUCAUCUCUUCCAUUAUUCCAUGUCCAGCCCAGCCGCUCAUCUCACCCAUCAAUCAGUGCCACCCAGCCCUUACAGGGAAAUGUUCUUCAGCACUCCAUCAUCAUCCUCUGGUUGCCCCUGUCGGAACUGCUCCAGCAGGCGAGAGCAUCAGUCAUCCUUAGUCAGAACACUGCACCCAGUACAUCCAGACCUAUCAGAAAACUCUAACUGGUCCCAGGCAGCAGGGGCACAACAAACAAGAGAUGCGCCUCCACUGUGGGAAAGGGAAAACCCAUGGGAGGUGGCGAGAGAGGCAGAGUUAUGGCAGUGCAAGUCAGCCAUGCCAGUGUUUCGUGUCUGCCACUCAUCUUUGGAUCAGGGUCCAAAUCCGGAGCAACCUAGAUUUGCCCACACACCUCACCAAAACUACCCCAGACCACAGGCCCUGAUGGAUGUGCGAGAUGGAUCCAGCAGUGAGUGCCACACCCCUCCGCUGCCCUGCCACUCAUGCUCCUGCUCUCCUUAUCAGUCCUCCCCAGCCGAGAGCCAUGAGAGCAGGGGUUACGCCUCUGGGUACCACUCUGGAUCAGUCUCACCGCUGCCCACUGGUAGCCCACCUCCAGGGAGAGGCAGGCUGUUUGAGACACCACCUAGAUCCAGAGAACAGCAGAAAACUGGAGAAAUGACCAAAACUAGUGUGGAGGAUGACAUAUUCCAGGGUUCAGAGAGUAAAUCGGACUCCAAUGGCCAGUCAAGCACCCCCGGACUGGACUCUGAUCAUGACUACACACUUAUCGGCAGCAGCAGCCCUACACACACUGAAGAUAGUGUAACUGCUGAUAGCCCCCCUCAAAGCCAAGAAACCUGUACACAUCUGGAGUCCAGCACAAAUAGCAGCAAAACUAUCACACCAGUACCAACAGAAACACAAAGCCAAAGUUCCAACAUAGCCACAAACUGCACACAACCAUCAAGUGAGUCUUCCAUGAGUUUGAGUUCUGAUGGUAAGAUUGGAGCAGCCAAGACUACAGGACGUGCAGAGGGAUCUAACCAAUCGCAUGCUUCUAGCUAUGCUGCUGUCUUCAUCACCCCAGUCCAAGUGCAACUCAAUGGUUCUGCCCUUCCCAGCAGUACUCCAGCUCACAGUUUCAGUUCCAGCUCUUCCACCACUUCCCCAAAUUUACCUGUCGGCUCCCCAGAGCUGCAGUCUUCUCCCCAGCGCUCCCAACUGGCUACAGACUCGGCACGAUAUAAACUGGCUCCAGACAAAGACAGCUCAGCCGAUAACAAACCUCCAUCACCUGUGCCUGAUGGGUAUCACACACCAACUUUUCCCUUAGCAUCCUAUUAUUACCCCUUACUGAACGUCCCCCACGUCCCAUACACCGGAUACACUGCAGUCAACAUCCCUGCCAUCCAGCCACCACUCCCCGAGAAGAAACGUCUUUCCUCCACAGCAGGAUACCUGAAUGGGCACAACUCUCUUGCCAGAGUCUCCUCAGUGCCUUCUCCCACACACCAUUUUACCUUCUCCCCCACAGGGGAAGAGCAGCGACGAGGGUCUGCACAGCCUAGCUGUAGGGAGGAGGCAGACAUCAGGGUGAAUGCUAAGUUUGUCCAGGACAGCUCCAAGUACUGGUACAAGCCAGGCAUCUCCAGAGACCAAGCCAUAGCUGUGUUGAAGGACAAGGAACCAGGAACCUUCCUCAUCAGGGACAGUAACUCCUUCCAGGGGGCCUAUGGUCUGGCCCUCAAAGUGGCCACCCCUCCUCCUAAUGCCAACAUCACUGCCAGCAAAGGGGAUCCCGUGGAACAGCUGGUGAGACACUUCCUCAUCGAGACUGGCCCACGGGGAGUGAGGAUCAAGGGCUGUCAAAACGAAUCAUACUUUGGAAGUCUAUCUGCCCUGGUGUACCAGCAUUCAAUUACUCCCAUUUCUCUGCCAUGUGCCCUUCGCAUUCCAGAAAAAGAUCUGGUCGGGGAGCUUCAGGAGGUGCCGAGUGCGACAAACACCAGCACAGCAGCAGACCUCCUCAAACAAGGAGCAGCUUGCAACGUGCUCUACCUGAACUCUGUGGAUAUGGAGUCAUUGACAGGGCCUGAGGCAGUUUCCAGGGCAACCAAGUGUACUUUGGCUCUGAGUCCACGUCCAGCUGCAACAGUGGUCCACUUCAAAGUGUCCUCUCAGGGCAUCACUCUGACAGACAGCAAAAGAAGGCUAUUUUUCAGGAGACACUACCCAAUCAAUAGUGUCACCUUCAGCAGUCUUGACCCCCAAGACCAGAGGUGGAUAAAUUCUGAUAAUACGACAAGCAAGAUGUUUGGCUUUGUGGCCAGGAAGACGGGCAAUGCUACAGAAAAUGUGUGUCACCUGUUUGCAGAGAUGGACCCCGAGCAGCCAGCUGUGGCAAUUGUCAACUUUAUUAACAAAGUCAUGCUCGGACCACAGCUUCGUAGAUGAAAAAGCAGGAAAAUUUGAAAAGUAAACUAUUGGAAAUCUGGGAGAGAUAUAAAAAUAAUUCUGACAUAUCUUUUAAUGAAAUGUAACUACACUUAACUGCACUUGUAUUUGUGCAGGUGACAUCACUGUGUUCGGCUAUAUGACUGUUUUUAUAAGAGAAUCUAUUUCUGACAGAUGACUGGUCUGCAGAGCAAAUAAUGUCAGUUUACAGAGCAAACACUCAUAGAUGAAGAGUAUGAUAAACCAAAGAUUGACCUUAUUUUGGUAACCUUUGCCUAAUAAGAUUUUGUUUUUGCUUAGUAAUUUUAUUUGUGAUAUUUGUUCAAACUGUACAACAUGCUGUACAACAAACUUUACAAACUAUAUGAAUGACAAUCUAUUUACCAUAUUUUAACUAUGUUGUCCAUAAUUUAAAGCUAAAGGUACAAUGACUUAGAAGGUCUUCACCAAUGUAGUAAAAUGUAAGAGUCAUGCUUUUCUUUUAUUUGUAGAGUAAAAGAGUAAAGGAAGUGAUCAAAUUCUGUAUUUUGAUUAUCUAAGGAGAUAUCAUCUUUGGCUACAUUUUAAUUCUUUGGUUGCAUACAUACAGUAUUUGUGACAAUCUGCAUUUUGUUCCCAGUGCAACUAUACUAUUAGAAAAGUAUUCAUGUUAAUGACAACUGCAAAUAUAGAAUCAUAUUAUGCAAAGCCCACAAACAAUUUAAAAAGGGACGGGUACAGUAGAUCAUUUAACCAAAUGUUAUGUAGGCACUAGGGGUGUGACUAGAUCUCAUGCCAUGGGGUCUCGCAGUAUUAAAAUGUGAUAUUUGUUCAAUGUAAAAGCUGCCUUGCAAUAUCAGUACAUAACAGAACCAGAGCAACAGCCAGGUGUGAUGCUACUUUCACAUUAUUAGUCUGGCAAAAACUCCCUGCUGUGUUUUAAUGCACAGGCCUGCAAUGGUUGGGGGGUGAGGGGUUGCAAGGAGAAUGUUGUAGGCGUGUACAAUACAGCCACAUUGUGAAGAGUCGACACGAGUGCAUUCACAUUUCCAGCCCAUGCGCUUUUUGUUGUAUUUUGGUUAGCCAUGAUGCUAACGUAGCCUACUCUACCUCAGCACCGAUUCUACCACUAGUGUGUCUGCACUGAUAGAUUUAAAAAAGCACAGUUUACCAUCCAGUACUAAUGAGAAUGAAUGGUCUGUCAUUAUGAAGCGUUAUACGUGGCCCAAAAUCGACAGUGACAAGCAGUGAAUGCUUAUACUAACAAGGUAAACAAAGAGUCUUCUCCCCGUGGUUGUCCACGGCCCGAUCGUCUCCCAUAUGUGAUUGGUCAAUGCAGCGCACCGGACCAGAUGAUGUCACCAUCCGGUCCGGUGCUGGGAGAGUGAAAAUAGCAUAGACGGUCACACACAGCUUCAUGCACAGUUAUAAGGUCGGAAGAGACUCCUGAAAUCCUACAGGAGAGAAGCCAGUCAGUUUGUGACAAAACCUUUUACAGUGCCUGCAUAUUGUCUUUUAUUGCAUAUGAUUCCUUAAUUUCUACUCAGAAAGUAGAACUGAAGUGACAGCCAUUACAAGAUGAUUAGUUAAAAAAAUGUUCA